AUGGCCGAGCCUGAAAACACCGAGCCUAAGACAACCAACCCUGAAAACAAUGAGUCUGAAGGAUGUUCAAGUAUUUCUUUACAAAUUCUAGGAUAUUGAAGGCCUUGAAUUUUUGUUUUCAAAUUCAAGGACAUUCAAGGACUUUCAAGUUUUGUACGGACCCCGAGUUUAAUCAAUCUCGUUCCCCGAGCCUGCAAUCCUCGGGAAGGAACGCGAGGCUCUGGGAUAAUCUGUUGCCGGAAGCCAGGAAUCCUGGCUAAGACCAAAGGGCUAAUCAGAUUCCUCCCUGAAACGGAUUAUCCUAGGCUCCUCGGCAGGCAUCUCGUAGUUCACAUACUUCAGUUGCCCGAUAAUCGAAAGGCGAUGCCUGCGGAGGAGGCUAGGGUUAUCCCAGGCCAAAAAAAAAUAUGUGGGUUUCCGGUUUCUUCUUAUAAAAACUUAGGUAGGGUAGGUCGGUUUUAACUUUUUUUUUUUAACUUUUUUUUUAAUUUUCCGAAUAAGCGGACGCCAUUUUGUUUAGUCAGUGCUUCCACAUCCAAAGAUAAAUUUCCCUAACAUUGCCUCAAAUUUCAAUUUUCCAUAAACUUUUUCCUCUAAGUGGAAACACUUACAAGCAUGAUCCAAUAAAAAAGUUUAGGGUCGGGAUUUCGACGUCCAAAAGCUAGGUAGGGUCGGGAAACCGGAAACCCACAUAUUUUUUUUUUUGCCUCCCAGAGUCUCACGUUCCUUCCCGAGGAUCGCAGGCUCGGGGAACGAGAUUGGAGUUUAAUAGUCUGCUAGCAAACGGCACACAAAAUUAACAAACAAAAAAUUCAUGCCUGAAAAACUAUAUGUUAAAUUCUCCUAUAGAAACCUCUUCUUAUAAUACCACAAAGAUAGAAGAAUAAUUUGUAUACUUACCAAAGAACAAUUAAUACAGUAAACGCGACUCAAACCUGACAAACAAAAUAAAAUAUGGCGGCUAGAAAUUUAUUAAUAACACAGUCGUGUUCUCGAGUAUAAAACACUUUUAUGCCUUCAAAGCUAUGCUAAAUUUUUCUUCACAACUAAAACUUAUUACUAUAAAAAGAUAAAAGAACACUUUUAAGACUCACCAAACAAGAAAUUAAGGAUUAAUCCACAACAUUUCAAACAAAACUUAUGUCGCAAUUUCGUCUUUUAAAUUUUCCCGCCUUCACGAGGCAUUUAAAGCUUUAAAUCUCAUACUUCAAAAUAAUCCGAGUAGUCCCGAGAAUCGGCAUUCGAGAUCCGAAAGCUUUCCGAUCUAGGAAAAGUUCAUUCUCCUGAUUCAUCUCUAUUGAGAUCAGUGUUGUUGUUUCUUGACAUAAUAAAAAUAUUGAUUUUGUUUUUUGUGGUUCAAUAUAAACCUCAAUAUAUAAGCUGGAUUUUAUACUAAAAGCAUAAACGAAGCUUUAUAUAAUGUCUUCUAGUGGGCUGCCGACGUUUUGGGAAAUGAAGGUUGAUCCUUCUAGUGGAAAACCAUUUUUUAUUGAUCAUCGAAACAGAGUGACGACAUGGCAAGAUCCACGUAUUAUAAAUCAAAAUAUGGUAGGAAGCUGUCGCUAAUCAGAGGUCGAUAAUGUUAACAAAACCCUACGGUUUUGUUUUUGAUUUUGUACAGGACUUGUGUAAAACACCAUAUAUAUGGAAGUAUAUUAAACUGUUCUGCUGUAAAUAUUUGAGGCUGUAUUGUACAAAAACUAAAAUAACGACUCUCCGAGUCAAUAUUUGUAUAUUCCCAAUCCAUUAAUCACAACUAAUCACAUACAAUUCUUAUCCCGGCGUACGUACACAAAUAAGUGUAUGUAUUAAAGAUGUCACAUUUUCAAAUGUCGCCAUAAACUGCCGAACAGGAAUAGCGAGGUCAGCAGCCGUUUCAUAUGCCAGAAUGACAAGCAUAUAGGACUUGUUCGGUCGUGUAAAUGGGACUUGAUAUUCUUAUGCUUAUGUUGCAUCGUAGUGAGGACAGUACAAAAGAAAUCAAUUGCAAUAUUGUCACGCAAUAUUGAUCGGCUGAUUGCUCUAGCAAAUUGCAACCGACGGGAACAAAUUGCAAUUUUUACUUACAGUAACAGUAUUAAACCGUCAACUGCAAAACUCAAAAGUUCAUAAUAUGAUUCGGAAAGCAAGUUUGUAAAUAAAGCCUGAUUGGCUACUAGUAGUUGUACAAAACAAGCCAAUCAAAUGCUUGGCAUCCGACAUUUGGGCGCAAUGUAAAAAUUGCAAUUUGUUUGCGUCGGUUGCAAUUUACUAGAGCAAUCAGCUGAUCAAUAUUGUGUGACAAUAUUGCAAUGUUGCGCGCAAUGGAACACCAGAUUUGACUGUAAUUGUGCUUAUAAAUGUUUUACGCAAUUUCAGGUUAAUAUGGCAGUGUCGAGUUCAGAACCCUACAACCCCGCUCAACCGGCGAAACAGGCACAAUGGUCUAAACCAUCACUAUACCCGUCUACGCAAGAACUAACCCAGUCGUUAGAAGGCUUGCAGUUACCGCAACGAAACGAUGAAAAACCUUCCGUGUCUGAAAGCUAUUAUAGGCAAAACACAGGUCAGCAGAAUAUGACUGUUCAAAAUUUUGCAAAUCCACAGUCGUCGGUUGCUAACGAAGUACCGGGAAGGCCGUCACAGUACCAACAGCAGAAUUACAAUAGCCCAUACUCCGACUACCAACAAAUGAGGACAAUGUCUAGCGGUGGAGUUAAUCCCAAUAACGUGCCCAGCUCACCAAGCGCGAUGUCCAGUGCAGGGCAGGUGACACACAUGGCAGGGCAGUAUGCCCCACAGACAAACACAUAUCCGAUGCAAUAUAGUCAAACUGUGCCCAUGUCUGCCCCAAAUAACAUGCAACAACAGCAAAUGUAUGCUCAACAACAACAACAAUUGCAACAACAACAACAAUUGCAACAACAACAACAACAAUUGCAACAACAACAACAAUUGCAACAACAACAACACUUACGACAGCAACAACAGUUACUGCAACAACCACAAAAUGCACCACAGAUGGCCGGGCAACCACAAUUUUCACAACAGAGGCCAACGCUGGCACCCCAGCAAUUUCAAUCGGCAUCCCAAAAUAUGGCACCACCUCCAGGAGUACAGAUGGGACAACCAAGACAAGUUAUGGUACCACCGCAACAGAUGGUAGUUCAAAGACCCAUGGUACCUCAGAUGGUGUCUGGUAUGCAACAAAUACCAACACAACAAAAUGUACCAUCCCAACCGAUAUCAGCAGUACCGUCGCGUCCAGGAUCCGGAGCACCACAACAGGUGCCAACCUCGUACCAACAAGUAUCCCAAGGUAAUGUACAACCGAUCCCUAAUCCACAAGUUGGUGGCCAACCGACUCCAAACCAACCAUGGGCCACAAACCAAGGUCUACCUUACAUGGGAAACAUGUACCAGACCCAGCCACCGGUCUCCAAUUAUGCUGGUGCCCAACCACAACCCGAUAUAAAACUGCCACCCCAGGAUAUGAACCAGCCAACCAAGCCCAUUAGCCAAUCGUAUGGUAUGUACGGUUACCCCCAACAACCAAAUGCGUUCCCUGGUCAAGGACAGAACUACCAACAUCAAAUGCAGGGGCAGCAAGGUGUGUCGAUGGGACCAGGGUCAUACCCCAAGCCAACUGGUCAGCCAGAACAGUAUGGUGCAGUGAAUGCAAUGGUGCAUGGUUACAGGCAGCCGCAAAAUGGUAGUGUCUCAACGCCGAACCAAGGUACACAGCAACCAUCGGUUUCAGGUAGUACGGUUUACUCACCCCAACCGUCAUAUCAAGCUGGUCAACUGCCAAGCCAAAGUGGGUCACCUUAUAACCAGUCGCUGAGUUGGGUCCCCACACAACAUUUGCAGCAACAAUCCAGCCAGGCGCCCAGGCAACCUUAUAACCCAAACUACCAAGGCGCACCACAGCCCUACCUUAGCCCGUACUCAACUAAUGCUACACCAUAUGCACUACAUGCAAGAAAUGUUGGCAAUGAUUACGGGCAGAACCAUCAACCUGGGCAGACCUUGUCACCCUUGCCAAACUUUCCACUGACAGGCUCGCCAUCCGAUAUGCAUAUCAAGAAUAUCAACAGGAUACUACAACAGACCUCAGCAUUGGUACCACAGGUUGAACAGUUCAAAGGAAAGCGAGGUAGAGUAUUACCUAACAGUACUUGGCCUUGUCUCAUCUUCCACUAAGGAUGGGACACUUGGUAGGAAAUUUGCAUAUAAUCCCGACAUUUUGCCCAAAGUUUUUCAAUGAUUUCCUUCAUCUAUUGUUACUACACAUGCAUACCAUCUCAACCUUGCUUCUCUCACCUUCUCUGCAAUGUCUAUCACCCCACAUCUUAUGAUAUCUUCAUUCCAUGUCUUUGACCAGCUCUCCUUCAUCUCUUCUUAUUACGUGUCCAUACCAUCUCAACCUUGCUUCUCUCCCCUUCUCUGCAAUGUCUAUCACACCACAUCUUAUGAUAUCUUCAUUCCAUAAUAUCUCUGACCAGCUUUCCUUCAUCUCUCCCUAUUACAUGUCCAUACCAUCUCAACCUUGCUUCUCUCACCUUCUCUGCCAUGUCUACCACCCCACAUCUUCUGAUCUCUUCAUUCCAUAAUAUCUCCGAGACUCUGACCAGCUCUCCUUCAUCUCUUCUUCAUCUCUUCUUAUUACGUGUCCAUACCAUCUCAACCUUGCUUCUCUCACCUUCUCUGCAAUGUCUACCACCCCACAUCUUCUGAUUUCUUCAUUCCAUAAUGUCUCUGACCAGCUCUCCUUCAUGUCUUCUUAUUACGAGUCCAUACCAUCUCAACCUUGCUUCCCUCACCUUCUCUGCAAUGUCUACCACCCCACAUCUUCUGAUCUCUUCAUUCCAUAAUAUAUCUGACUGGCUCACAUCUCCUUUCGAUCAACCAACGUAAGUUUCAAAUUACAAAAAAGUACAACAUUAACGAAAGUUAUUUUUCCCAAUUUUUCUAGCAACGAAAGAAUACGUCUAUUUGGACGAGACACUGACUAGUUAUAUUCUAGAAUUGGACAAAAUAACCACAAGUGGUUACGAGGAAGUACGCAUGGCUCGGAAAUCAGCGAUACAGAGCAUUCAGAUUGUGCUUAAUUAUCUCGAAUGCAAAGUAUAG
Molecule: messenger RNA, 5112 nt
Organism: Paramuricea clavata
Lineage: Eukaryota; Metazoa; Cnidaria; Anthozoa; Malacalcyonacea; Plexauridae
Source: the annotation of a GenBank genome assembly